UGUUCCGUUCUAUUCUGCUCUACUCAACACGGUAAUUACAACCAACCACUACAUCCGAUCAGAAACCCCCUACGACAGCUUUAGGUCCAUACGAACAAAAGAUUUUUUACAAACACGACGAUUUUAUAGAAUAGCAAGAUGGAUUUCUCUGAUGCUUUGUGAGUGAUCCCAGAGCUUGCUCCAGCCAUGCUUGUUGCGCGGCUUUGAGCUUGGUGAUUGAGAUGCGGUUGGAAGGCUGGGCUCGUAGGCAUGGUUGAGGGACGAGGACAAGAGGGCGGAAGCUGCAGCUGAACCUAUACUAUAUAUACCUAAGCGCACUUGAUGGGUUUGGCAAUAGCAGACGAUACAUAGCCAAAGUGAUGAAAGUGGAUCCAGUUUGAAGCUCCAUCAAGCUUCCAGGCUUCAUCCGGAGCUCUCUUAGCCUUCAACCGCAUCAUCCUCUCCUGCCAGCGUCCGCGAUUGAAUGCGCCAGCUCAAAACUCACAACUGAAGAUGUGGCUAAUGAUAAUUUCUUCUUAGUCGACUUGUCAAUUUGGCGGUGGGAGUUUUCAUGGUUCUUGGUGGAAUUUCCCAAUUCUUCCCACUAGGCUUGUAGGUACCAACAUUUAUGUGACGACAAGCCCCGGGAAUUUUUCGCACUAAUAUCACUAUAGUCAAUCUAUUAUCAUCGGAUGUUAUGUUAUUAUCUUCGGAAUCUGUGAGUAUCUUCAUGUUUUAUCAGUUAUAUCUCUCCUUCGUGGACUUUACUAACAGCUAACUUUCCAGGUACUGCUCUUCUCGGUUCGUCCCACCCAACUCUAACCUCCGAGUUUCACAAAGAUUCAUCUCCCAAACCUCAGUCGCGAUUUCGAAUGAGCCUGCGAAAUUCCUGCGCAAAAUACUAACACAAACUAUAGAAUUCCAAAUCCCACCCCAAGUCGCCCGCUAUGCGUCUUUCCUCUUUUCCUUCGUCGGUCGAGGAAUCUGUACGUCUCCCGCCCCCCCAUGCAACACACACCAGAAAACGGAGCAAAACUAACACCAAAUAAUAGUCUAUGUAUUCGUUGGGUCCAUCCUCUUGCACGACCACGUCUUGCGCUUUAUUGCUGGUUCCUUGAUCGGCAUAAUCGGUCUCGUUUAUAUUGCCCUUGAAUUUGUUCCAUCUAUCGAACCACCUGCAAACAUGAGGUAAAUGGCUGUUCUCCUACCAGACCCUGCCGCUUUAUCUAUUCACAAAUACCACCUAAACCCUUUUUCUAACAAUUGUCACCGCAUACAGAGAAGCAGAUGGAGGAUGGGGCGCCGAACAAGUUUAAUCCCAUCGCAUACCUCAAUUACGAGUCCCGAGUUCCAAAUCUCCUCGCGUGCGAUCCCGCGGCUCGAACAAAAUCUUAUUAUUCAUACCUGCCUUUGUGCCUUGAUACCGCAUCGACUUUCCCGUCGCAAAUUCUACCUCAACCACCAUCCAUUUAUUGGUACGAGGCUUGUACUACUACUUAUCAUGUUAUCUCUCCCCAUCCGACUCAAUGAUUCGGAUUAGCUAUAGAAAACAUCGCGAUUCAUUUAUGCAUUUCCUUACCUUUCAUUGUGUGUGUGUGUUUUGUAUGUACCUUAGGAAUUCUACAAUAAAAGCAAGAAACAAGCACAGAGGGCGGAAAAUUCCAAAAUUCACAUGGUGGCACUUCCAGCUGGGAACAUGAUAUUGAU
Messenger RNA from Sclerotinia trifoliorum, 1686 nucleotides. The record is from the annotation of a GenBank genome assembly. NCBI's taxonomy places the organism in Eukaryota, Fungi, Ascomycota, Leotiomycetes, Helotiales, Sclerotiniaceae.